AUGGCAGUGGCACCAACAGACAUAGAGGUCACCAUGGGAGUGGCACAAACAGACAUAAAUGUCACUAUAGGAGUGGCACCAACAGACAUAGAGCUCAGCAUGAGAGUGGCACAAACAGACAUAAAUAUCACUAUGUCAGUGGCACCAACAGACAUAGAGGUCACCAUGGGAAUGGCACAAACAGACAUAAAUGUCACUAUAGGAGUGGCACCAACAGACAUAGAGGUCACUAUGAGAGUAGCACCAACAUACAUAGAGGUCACCAUGGAAGUGGCACAAACAAACAUAAAUGUCACCAUGGGAGUAGCACAAACAGACAUAGAUGUCACGUGA
Molecule: messenger RNA, 333 nt
Organism: Candidula unifasciata
Lineage: Eukaryota; Metazoa; Mollusca; Gastropoda; Stylommatophora; Geomitridae
Source: the annotation of a GenBank genome assembly